AUGCGGUUACUUGUACUUGUACUGGUCCACCUGACCGCAGCAAACAAGACCCUGACCUACUUAGAGAAAUACGGCUAUCUCAACAGCAACGGAACAUCGCUGACUAACAAUAUUAAGCACGCCGUUACGAGGUUCCAGGAGGUCUUCGGACUACAGGUGACCGGAUAUGAAAACGAGGAGACGCUGAAGGUGAUGGACACACCCAGAUGCGGUAACUCGGACGAAGGCAUAGCCCCGUUUUCCGUGACCCCAUUAGUUAAAUGGAACUCAACUCGGGUCACGUGGAACAUGAUUGGCUCUGGCAUCCAGUAUGCUAACAUCGUUGAGAGAGCGUUUUCUUUGUACUCCAAACACUCUGCUCUCGAAUUCCGUAGAAGUUACAGUGAUCCCACUAUAAUGGUAGUGAUUUCCCCUAAGAAACACGUGGCGUACUACCUUAAAAGCACUUGCAGUUACGAUUUUGACGGUCCAGGCGGCGUUCUCGGCCACGCCUUUCUCCCUCGACCGUGGCUGAACCAAUCGGAUAUACACCUUGAUUUCGAAGAGGACUGGGACUUUACAAUGAAUAUACCCGCACCGGAGAAGACUUCGUUCUUUGUAGUGAUGGUCCAUGAAAUAGGCCAUGCUCUCGGUCUUCAGCAUUCGUCUGUGUUACGAUCCGUAAUGUUUCCGUCCUAUUACCCGCCAUCGGGUAUCAACAACUUGUACGAAUUUCAUUUGGACAGAGACGAUCAGCUUGCAAUUCAGGUUUUGUACGGACCGCCUGUCCCCUCCUCCUCCUCCUCCUCCUCCACGUCCACAACAUCAUCCACUACAACAUCCACUACUACUACGACAACAACAUCGACUACCACUAGGCCUACCACGCCUACACCUACAGAAUUGGACAUUUGUCAUUUACGGCACAAACUCAACACGUUCUUAGUAGUGAGAAACAGACUGUUACUCAAUAUUCCGAACUUUCGAGAUGUAUACAUGAGGGACACACUGCCCAAGACCCCGCGGCUGUACGAGUCGGCUGUAGUAAAUCUGGACAGUUCACAAGAUGAAGGAACGCACUUGGCGGAUGGUGGGGAGGAUAUCAAGGUCAUCAAUGUAUUUGGUAAGCAAUGUGUGUUCAUCUACGACGGUGAACAUUCAUUAACGCUUAACAAAAACGAGUGGAAUCAGUUCAUUGCCAACCUCCCACUGAUCCACAUCGUAUUGAGAGAUCUGUUUCUGAUUGAGGAGUCUGUUAAAGCCACAAUUGAAAACAGUGACAGUGAGAGGGAGUGUGCGGAGGCUCUCCCUAGUCCCAUAGCUCACAGGCUGUCUCUCGAAAUUGAACUUUUCAAACGGUGGCCAAAUGGAGGCAGUUGA
Messenger RNA from Homalodisca vitripennis (glassy-winged sharpshooter), 1359 nucleotides. Its product is annotated as hatching enzyme-like. The coding region runs from base 1 to 1359 and encodes 452 amino acids. The record is from RefSeq and is a predicted model, not a curated record. Gene Ontology annotation, cellular component: extracellular matrix. Gene Ontology annotation, molecular function: metalloendopeptidase activity; zinc ion binding. NCBI's taxonomy places the organism in Eukaryota, Metazoa, Arthropoda, Insecta, Hemiptera, Cicadellidae. The transcript has 3 exons. Gene Ontology annotation, biological process: extracellular matrix organization; collagen catabolic process; proteolysis.